This is a messenger RNA of Notechis scutatus (mainland tiger snake), 2121 nucleotides long. The record is from RefSeq and is a predicted model, not a curated record. Lineage: Eukaryota; Metazoa; Chordata; Lepidosauria; Squamata; Elapidae.
UUUAGUACUGUAAAAAAAAAGGAGAGUAGUCACUCAAUUUAUACAAUUAGCAUUUUGUUUUUAAUUUUCUUGGAUCAGCCUGCCAAGCAGCAGGACUUCAGGCCAAGGAAACAAUACUGCCAACAUGAGUCGCCGCUUGCCACUCACCAGGCUGUCUGCAGCUGACAUCUGUGAGAUGCUCCGUGAAGAGCUCUGCCAGGGGAAUGACUUCCUCAAAUCGGAUACCCACAUCUUCAUCAUCUUCGGAGCAUCAGGUGACCUAGCCAAGAAGAAGAUCUAUCCAACUAUCUGGUGGUUGUAUCGUGACGGGCUGCUUCCUGAUGACACCUAUGUGGUGGGUUAUGCCCGAUCCCAGCUCACAGUUGCUGAUAUCCGCAAACAGAGCCACCCAUAUCUCAAGGCCAGCCCCGAGGAAGAAAAAAAACUGGAUGAUUUCUUUGCUCGUAAUUCAUACAUCUCAGGCAAAUAUGAUGACCAGGCCUCUUUUGAAAGGCUAAAUGCCCACCUGAACGCCCUUCACAAUGGAGAGAAAGCAAACCGUCUCUUCUACCUGGCUCUCCCCCCCAGUGUCUACAAGGAAGUCACUACGCACAUCCAGAAGGCCUGCUUGAGCUCUGUUGGCUGGAAUCGGCUGAUUGUGGAAAAGCCCUUUGGCAAGGACUUGGAUAGCUCCAAUGAUCUGUCCAAUCACAUGUCGGCACUGUUUAGAGAGGACCAGAUCUAUCGCAUUGACCACUACCUGGGCAAGGAGAUGGUGCAGAACCUGAUGGUGCUCAGAUUUGGAAACCGGAUAUUUGGCCCUAUCUGGAACCGUGACAAUGUGGCCUGUGUCAUUCUGACUUUCAAAGAGCCAUUUGGCACAGAGGGACGGGGAGGCUACUUUGAUGAGUUUGGCAUUAUUCGGGAUGUUAUGCAGAAUCAUCUUCUUCAGAUGCUUUGUCUGGUAGCUAUGGAGAAACCAACUUCUACCAACUCUAAUGAUGUCCGUGAUGAAAAGGUGAAGGUUCUGAAGUGCAUCAAAGAGGUGAAAAGUGAAAAUGUAGUCCUUGGGCAGUAUGUGGGCAAUCCAUCUGGAAAAGGAGAGGCUCAGAAGGGCUAUCUUGAUGACUCCACAGUUCCAGCUGGCUCUACCACCCCUACCUUUGCUGCUGCUGUGCUAUACGUAGACAAUGAAAGGUGGGAUGGAGUACCAUUUGUCUUGCGCUGUGGCAAGGCACUGAAUGAGCGCAAGGCAGAGGUACGGCUGCAGUUCCGGGAGGUGCCAGGUGAUAUUUUCCAACAGCAGUGCAAACGAAAUGAACUGGUGAUCCGUGUGCAGCCUAAUGAGGCCGUUUACACCAAGAUGAUGACCAAGAAACCAGGCAUGUUCUUCAACCCAGAAGAAUCUGAACUGGACCUCACUUAUGGCAACCGCUACAAGGAUGUGAAACUCCCAGAUGCUUAUGAGCGCCUUAUCUUGGAUGUUUUCUGUGGCAGCCAGAUGCACUUUGUGCGCAGUGAUGAACUACGAGAGGCCUGGCGUAUAUUCACUCCACUGCUCCACCAAAUCGAGGCAGAGAAGACAAAACCGAUCGCCUAUUGCUAUGGCAGCCGUGGCCCUACCGAGGCUGAUGAAUUGAUGAAGAGAGUGGGAUUUCAGUACGAAGGCACCUACCGGUGGGUCAAUCCUCACAAGCUCUGAAUCCUGUCAGCCUCUGCCUCUUGGAAUGGCACCCGCAGCUCGUCUCUACAUCUCUCCAGAGAAACUGAGCCAGGCCAGGCUUGGCAGUGACGUGCCCAUCUUGUCUGAGAGGGCAGCUUGUUGGGCUUAGACAUUCGUGCACUUCUCCAGCUGCAGUGGGAUAUCUUCAGCACGAACAGCAUCUUCUGCCGCUGACCUCUUGGUGGCCCUCGUGUGCACUCUCUCUCUCUAUCCCAUUCCAGUUUCUGCUGUUAUGCUGGGAAAGCUUCUGAUGGCAUGAGAAAGCUGCAGAGGGUUUUUUUUUGGUCUCACACUCCGUACUCCUUCCUCAUCUAUGUAUUCUGCUUUAUCAAUUGCUUUUACUUGGAACUACUUCUUACAUUCCUUUGGAUUUUGUACAUGAUGCUGUUCUGGAAAUGGAAGUUACUACAAAAACUCCA